Schistosoma bovis is the source of this 348-nucleotide messenger RNA. Lineage: Eukaryota; Metazoa; Platyhelminthes; Trematoda; Strigeidida; Schistosomatidae. The record is from the annotation of a GenBank genome assembly.
AUGGAUGAAGUAUCAGUUUCUUCAAUAAUGCAAAAUACGUAUUUUAUAAAAGUUGGAAUAUUUGACAUUCAGGGACCAGGAAUUAUCACUAGCUCUAAUUUCGAAAAUGUGUUUAAAUACCAGAUAAUCAUGUGUGCCAUUACUCGCUUUUGUUUUUUACUGUAUAGAUAUAUUGACCUAGUGAAUCACUACAAUGCAUUGUCUUAUGAUUCUCCAGUAUUUGCCAAUCUAGUUUUUUGGCGUUGUCAACAGUUAUGUCAUGUGAAAUAUAGACGUGCACUAUGGGGUGAACAUCAACAAGUUUUAAAUUCACUUCGUAUUGUUUUAAAUCAGCUAUUUAUACAAUAA